Messenger RNA from Linum trigynum, 2940 nucleotides. The record is from the annotation of a GenBank genome assembly. Lineage: Eukaryota; Viridiplantae; Streptophyta; Magnoliopsida; Malpighiales; Linaceae.
UGCCGAGAAGACUCGAACCAAAGACUGAAAAAAUUCCAGUCAACUUCCCGCGCCAUAAGAUAGUAGAGGCCAUAACCAUCGGCGGCGACGGAACACAGACCGCCGGCAUUUCCCAACCCUUCUCCACUAUCUUCAGUCUUCAGCCUUCACGCUCCACGCCCUAGUCAUGGGCCUUCUUCGCACCAUCCGCCGCUACCUGUACGGGAUACUGAAUUACCCUCGCCGUAAUGAGGUUGGUGGCAAUUUCGGCAUGUCUUUUGAAACUCCUGACCUCUUUAUUAGCCUCCGUACUCUUCAAGUUGCCACCAAUUUCUUCUCCAAGAAGAAUGUGAUCGGUCAGGGAGGCUUCGGUCGCGUCUACAAGGGUCUGAUGCCGAAUGGCCAAGAAAUUGCUGUGAAGAAGCUCUCAUCAAAUUCAACACCUGGAGUAAUUGAAUUCACUAAUGAGGUGAAGCUGCUGUCCGAAAUCCGGCACUUGAAUCUAGUUACAUUGUUGGGUUGCUGUGUAGAAGGAUCUGACAAGAUGCUGGUGUACGAGUAUUUGCCUAAUAAAAGCCUUGAUUGCUUCCUCUUUGAUAAAGAGAAGUCUUCCUCUCUGGAUUGGACUACAAGAUUCAAUAUAGCGAAGGGGGUGGCCAGGGGAAUUCCUUACCUCCAUGAAGAAGCCCCCAUGAAAAUCCUUCACAGAGACAUCAAAGCUAGUAAUAUAUUGUUGGACGAAAGCCUGAACCCAAAGAUAUCGGAUUUCGGCCUUGCCAGGCUGUGUCCAGAGGAAGACUCACUUAUGAGCACAAGGGUAUCUGGUACUCAUGGUUACAUGGCCCCAGAGUAUGCUAUGCAUGGAUAUCUUUCUGUCAAGACCGACGUUUUCAGUUAUGGUAUUCUCCUUCUAGAAAUCAUUAGCGGGAGAAGGAGUCUUGAUCGCAGACUUAGUACGGACCAUGCUGAUCUAGCAAAUUUUGCAUGGACACUCUAUCAAGCAGGAAAGAUGCUGGAAUUAGUUGACCCUGCCCUUGGAGACCAUUAUAACACUGAUUCAGUGGGGAUGUGCAUUCAAAUAGGGCUAUUGUGCUGUCAACAAACUGUUGCUGAUAGGCCUGACAUGAAUUCGAUUCAUCUCAUGCUUUCGAGUGACUCGUUUACUUUGCUGGAACCUGGUAAACCUGGAGGAAGGUGGACAUCCAUGAAAUCAGGUGUUAGGAACAGUAUUAAUACACUUGAGGAUCAUUUCCGAAACUCAAGCUCUUUUUCCUCUUUUGAUGAAGGUAGCUAAUGGGUUCGAUAGAAGCUACAUGUUUUAUAAGCAUCAUUCCACAUCUUACACUAUUUUUUCAUCAUUACGAGUUUAAUUUGUUGCAUGAGUGUUCUUAGUCAUUAGCUUGUUAAUAAUAAAAUGUGAUCAUGGACUCAGUACUCGUCAUGAUUAGUUGAUCAUUAACUCAAUAUUCGUCAUGAUUAAUUGAUCACUUCUCUCUCUCAUGUUUAAUAAAAAGUGCAUGUGGCCUUCUCAAGUUUUUAAUGAUAUCUCAGAUAUCCAAUACAAUCUCCUAGAUUCAAGAUUAUCAAAAUCUAGGCUGUGAACGUAUCAGUUUUGAUAAAAUUUAACCCACUCUAACCCUGUUACCCAAACCCUGCCAUGUCGUCACACCCCAUGUAAGCAUGCCUGUCUACAAGGUGCGUAAACCAAGUUAUUUAUUCUUUGGCCUCGAUUUGGGAACUCCGACUUGUUCUUUGCCCUCCAUACACCUCAAGUGGCCACUCCAAGUUGAAUAAGCUCGGUCAUUAAGGCUUCGGUCCUGUCUACAAGGUGCGUAAAAGCUACUCUGGUUUGAUAUUUCUUCCUCCAAUGCAUUGAGCUUGAUUCUCUUGUUAGCCAAUAGCUGAUCAUGGUGUCGUUUUACCAGUUGAUUUGAACGCAUCUCAUUUUUGUUCAGUUUACGGAAUUCAAACUUUGGCUUUUGUUGGUUUGGGCCAUCGUCUCAUUUCAAUCGAUUUUUCUUCCCUGCAGAUGGUACAAUUCUCCAAUUGGCAACUGGGCAAUUGGUUACCGUCUUGUUUUGCCUGAUAUAGUUUUCUCUAGUAAAUUUUCAGGGGUUUUGGUUCUAGAGACUAUGGGCUUUAGCUGAAAAGAGAUACCAUAGCAGAACCUUGGAGUAGAAGAUAUAAAUAUGAUUUUUGAGGUGAAGAGAUCCAUUUUUCAACAAUCAGUCAAAUUGAAGCAUUACUGAUGAAUUGGCUCAUGAUGAAACCCUAGUUACUAAAAUCUGCUUUGAAUGUAUAGGAUGCUGAGUUUUGUGAAUUCUCAAGACAGACUUUUGAGGUGCUCAUUUGUCUCCUUCUACUGUACAUUAACCUGCAAAAUCUUCUGUCAAAUUAUCUGAAAGAGGUAUUUUAUUCAUCCAUGUAGCACUGCUUUCAGGGGAGUGGUGCCUGAUGGCCAAGAAAUUGCGGUCAAGAAGCUCUGAAUCGUCAUCUGCCACUCGUCAGGAUCCUGAUUAUGAUCAGUGUGAAUCGCCAUUAAGUAGAGGACUGACUGACUCACCAAAUCUUAAGGCAACAUAGACUCCUAUCUUCAGUGACACAUGAUGGUUUCAAUAGCCAUGUCCUAACUGUCGUUCACUCUGCGUUUACUAUGGUCUUUUGCUUCUCUUUUUUAUUUCCACGAAAAGGGACGUAACAACCAUCGGUGGCGACAGAUUGCUGACCACCGGCAUUUCAGGCCUUCUCUCUUAUCCUCAACCUCAAUGUUCCAUGCCCCGUCUUGGACCUUAUUCGCACCUUCAGCCGAUACGUGGACGGGAUAAUGAAUUCCCGUAGUGUCGAGAAGGAUGGUGACCGUUUUAGCCUCGUUUUCGAAACUUCCGACCUCUUCCUUGGCCUUCAGACGCUUCAAGUAGCCACCAAUUUCUUCUCCGAUUAGAAUAAGCUCGCUCAUGGUGG